Messenger RNA from Castor canadensis (American beaver), 2394 nucleotides. The record is from RefSeq and is a predicted model, not a curated record. NCBI's taxonomy places the organism in Eukaryota, Metazoa, Chordata, Mammalia, Rodentia, Castoridae.
UGGAAGAUCAGAGAGCUUGCGUCAUGGUGCUCCUGGUGCUGCCGGGGUGAGUCUAGGAAGACAGAGUGGAAAAGCUGAAGUCCAGACAGUUCUUACUGAGGAGGAGGAAGAGCACGCUGGUCAUUUAACUGGAGAUCCUGAAGAUAAUUCUACACCUGAGAAUGUGUUCCCAGAGGAGCCAGGCGGCUACUUCAACAGUGCAGGGCAUCCUAUUCCUCUACCUCCCCACAAAAAUAUGUUUGGAGAUCCUGAAGAUAAAUCUCUACCUGGGAAUGUGUUCCCAGAAGAUCCAGGCAGCUACUUCUCUAAUGAAGAGGGUCCUAUUCCUCCAUAUCCCCCAGCGAAUAUGCCUGGAGAUCCUCAAGAUAAUUCUCUACCUGGGAAUGUGUUCCUAGAGGAUCCAGGCAGCUAUUUCAUUAAUGGAUUGGGGCCUAUUCCUCCACCUCUCCCAGAAAAUAUAUCUGGUGAUCUUGAAGCUAAUUCUCCACCUGGCAGUGUGUUCCCAGAGGAUCCAGUCAACUACUUCAUUGAUGGAGGGGGGCCUAUAUUUGUCCACCUCCAACCUCAAAUAUGCCUGGAGAGCCUGAAGUUAAUUCCCCACCUGGCAAUGUGUUCCCAGAGCAUCCAGGUGGCUGCUUCAUUAGUGGAAGUUGUCUUAUUCCUCCACCUCUUGGAGGUGAUAUGGAUGGAGAUGCUGAAGGUAAUUCUCCACCCGGGAGUGUGUUCCCAGAGGAUCCAGGCAGCUACUUUAUUAGUGCAGGGCAUGCUAUUCCUCCUACUCCUCAAGGAAGCACGUGUGGGUCUCCUGAAAAUAAGUUGCCAUCAGAGGCUGUGUCCCCAAAUUCUCCGGAGAUCCAUCCCAGGAGAAGGGGGCCUCCUUCUCUUCUUGCUCCAUCAGGAACCAUAGCCAGAGCUCCUCAAUCUUCUUUACCAUCAGAAGCUGUAUUCCCAAAGUCUCUGUGGAACCAGUUUCUAAGAAGGUGGUCUCCGUUUCUUCUUCCUCCACCAGGAACCAUGGCUGGAGCUCCUCAACAUCUUUACCAUCAGGGGAUGUAGUCACCAAGUCUCUGUGGAGCCAGUUCUUAAGAAGGGAGCCUCCUUUUCUUCUUCCUCCACCAGGUACUAUGGCUGGAGCUUCUCAAGCUUCUUUUUUACUCCCAAAGUACGCAUAUUGCCAGUUCAUGAGACAGGGCCUCCCUUUCCUGCGUUCUUUCCAGGAAAAAGGUCUGGAAUACCUUGGUUUUAUUUUUCGGCAGGGAUUUCCCUGGCUCAGCACAUCCUCCACUCCCAGUAAGAAAUGUCUAUUGACUGAGUGGUUUCCCCAGUCAUCUUGCCCCCAAGAGCUGGAUGUCCCCCACUGUACCCACAUUGUCAAAGUGGAAGUGAGUGUUCUGCAGGUCGAUUCCACCUUGAAAUGAUCCAGCUACUGAACUUCUAAAACCAAGAGAAGAAACCUGGCAACAUUAGGAUCUUCUUCCAAAGUCCUUCAGAAUGCUCUCUUGUUUUCAAUUUAAAUUCCUGCUAUUACUUACUCAUUAUUCUUUACCUUAAAUUGAAGAUUAAUAGAAUUAUAAUUCUCAGUAUAGUAUUGUAUAGAUGAUUUAACUAUGAAUCCUAUUAUUUUAUUUCCAUUCUAUUUUAUUUAGGUGGUAUAUUUUAUUUUCAUUUAAAUCUAGAUAGUAUAAACAUGUUAAUUUUAUUGUUUAAUCUACUAUUACAUAAACAGUGACUGGAGUUUGAUGUAUGUAACUUGCACUGGGGAUAUUUUAAACCCCAGCAGCUUUGCCUUCAUGCCAAGUAUUGUAUUUACUAUAAUCGAACACCAGAGAGGAGGGAAGAUCUCCUUUGAAAAUAUUUUUGACUUCUGUCUCAGUUUCAGUUUAAAUUACUACUGCUUUUAGUCACUACAUUUUACCUCAAAAAAAAUUUUUUUUAAACUUCACUUCAAAAUAAAACCUAAUAGAAUUAUAAUUGUCAAGAUGCUAUUUUAUAAAUUUAUGAUUUAAAUGAAAAUCUUUUUGCAUGUGCUGAAGCAAACGAGUAUGAAUAAAGUCAUGAUAGUGUAAAUUCUUUCUAAAAAAUAUGAAUCUGUUUACUUCAAUUCUAUUUUAUUUUCAUUUAAUUCUAGAUAGUAUCACUAGUUUAAUUUGCUUAUUUAAUCCACUAUUGCAGAAAUAAUAAUUGGAGUCUUAUGGAUGUAAUCUUGCAGUGGGGAUUCUUUAAACUCCAAAGUCUGUGUCUUUAUUCAAAAAAAUGUGUUUACUCUAUUGUAUUGUGUUUCCAAUGUGAAAGUGAUGUCUCUUUUUAAGGUAUUUUGACUCUCUUAUUUUCAGUUUAAAUUCACUACUGCUAUUUGGUCAUUAUACUUUAUGUGAAAUUGAAGCUUAAUUGAAU